AUGGCACCCAAGAAAAGGACAGAUGAAGGGGAAAGACGGCCUAUUCUUGGUCGAUUCUCCCACAACCUGAAGAUGGGCAUCGUCGGCUUGCCAAACGUGGGAAAGUCGACGUUCUUCAACACGCUCUCUAAACUGAACGUUGCUGCGGAAAACUAUCCGUUUUGCACAAUCGAACCAAACGAGGCUCGAGUACCGCUCCCAGACGAGCGCUACGAUUGGCUCUGUGAGCUCUAUCGACCCACGAGUCGCGUUCCGGCCUUUUUAGAGGUUUGGGAUAUCGCUGGGCUGGUGCGUGGGGCCCACGAGGGCCAGGGCCUCGGCAACGCCUUCCUGUCCAAUAUCCAGGCCGUCGACGGCAUCUACCAUGUAUGCCGUGCCUUCGACGAUGAUGAGGUUAUUCAUGUCGAAGGUGCGAUCGAUCCUGUGAGAGAUCUCCGCAUCGUGGCCGACGAGCUCCGCUUCAAGGACCUGGAACGCGCAAAACGCUUACUUACGGACGUACAAGCGCGUCUCACGCGCGCUGGGCAACAGGCACCCAAGGAACUUCGUAUCGAAGAGGAAACGCUGCACAAAGUCAUCGAGCUCCUCGAGAAACAGGAACAGGCAGUGCGACACGGACACUGGAGCAACGCCGAAAUCGACGUGCUCAACCGGCAUCUGUUCCUCACCGCCAAACCCGUUGUGUACCUGGUCAACCUGAGUGAGCACGAUUACAUUCGAAAGAAGAACAAAUGGUUGCGCGCCAUCAAGGAAUAUGCCGGCGACGAACCCGUCAUUCCAUUCAGUGCCUCACUCGAGGCGCGUCUGGUGGAUUUGGAGCUCAACGAAGGCAAGCAGGCCGUCGAUGCCUACCUAGCGCAGCACGAGACCCAAUCGGCAUUGCCGAAAAUCAUCCGCGGCGGAUACCAGGCUCUGAAUCUGAUCAACUUUUUCACCGUUGGAGCUGACGAGGUACGCUCCUGGACAAUCCGACGAGGGACACUCGCUCCUCAGGCUGCUGGAACGAUUCAUUCCGACUUUGAACGAGGUUUCAUUUGCGCUGAAGUGAUGCACUAUGAUGAUCUUCGAGAUGCUGGCUCUGAGAGUGCUUUAAAGGCAACUGGCAAGUAUCGGCAACAGGGCAAGACGUACGAGGUACUGGAUGGAGAUAUUUUGUUGGUCAAAUUCAACGUCACGAGCCAAGGCGUCAAGAAAAAGACUUAG
Messenger RNA from Cyanidioschyzon merolae strain 10D, 1203 nucleotides. RefSeq names its product GTP-binding protein of Obg family. The record is from RefSeq and is a predicted model, not a curated record. The transcript has a single exon. Gene Ontology annotation, molecular function: GTP binding; ATP hydrolysis activity; ATP binding. NCBI's taxonomy places the organism in Eukaryota, Rhodophyta, Bangiophyceae, Cyanidiales, Cyanidiaceae. Gene Ontology annotation, cellular component: cytoplasm. The coding region runs from base 1 to 1203 and encodes 400 amino acids.